Dermacentor andersoni is the source of this 1520-nucleotide messenger RNA. RefSeq names its product putative nuclease HARBI1. NCBI's taxonomy places the organism in Eukaryota, Metazoa, Arthropoda, Arachnida, Ixodida, Ixodidae. The record is from RefSeq and is a predicted model, not a curated record.
AGAACGGCUACCAGACGGCUUGGAUUGGAUUAGAACGUAAGUGCUUGGGACAGUUAGCAUCUUUCGUAUCCGGUUCAAUCCGAUUCCGCGCUCCCAACAGUUGGAGAACAUGGCGUUUUUCUCUGCCGUGCCUCUUCGUGUCGCCUGUGCGGCUGCUGCAGUCGCGCAGAGAGGACUACCCGAGGUAGAUGAUGCAUUUGAAGACUUGACGGAAGAAGAGUUCCGGCAGUAUUUUCGUCUGUCCAAACGAACAGUGCGUAGCUUGUGCAACGAGCUUGACCCUAUCAUUGGAUGUCAGCGAGCCAGUGGCCUUUCCACAGAAAGGAAUGUGUUGUGCGCGCUGCGAUUCUUCGGCACCGGAAGCUUCCAGAGGAGCGUUGGUCGCGAGGAACACGUAGGCAUGGCACAGUCGGCCGUGAGCAGCACCAUUCACGAGGUGACGGAGGCCAUCAUUUCCGUGUCUGCCCGGAGAAAGCUGGUGGACUUUCCUUUCACACCGUCUGCCAAGGAUGAGGCUAAGGCGGCGUUUGCGCGACGCGGCGCCAUUCCAGGCGUGCUAACGUGCGUCGACGGCACGUUGAUCGCCAUCAUGAAGCCAGAGGGACUCAGCCCGGCCGACACGGCGAACUUCAUGUCGAGAAAGGGUUAUUACGCCCUAAACGUCAUGGUCGUGGGCAGCCAUGUCUUGCGCUAUGGCGCGCAUCUGCUCCAAGAUCCCUUCUUGAGCUGCUGCCGUCCGCUCUGCCGCGACAGCGAGGCGGCUGGUAGAGGCCUCGAUUCUCCGCAGCACCUGGAAUGAAUAAUCAUGGUGGAACUGUUCGCAUGAGUUGCCGAUUACUCGCAACCAGCUCACGCCUGGAAGCUGCUAUUAUCAAGAAUUGCAACGUGCACAACGAUUCCUUCUCUGUUGAAGAGCCACUGGCCUGAUGGCAUCCUUUGGCAGUGUCAAGCGUCGCAUACAAGCUAUGCCUUCUUUGUCUGGAUAGACAAAGACCUGCUGGAACUACUCUUCCGUCAUCUACUCAAAUGCAUCUCUCACCACCAAACAGCCCUUUUCAGGGCUAACCAAACUUUUGCCCUGCCGCUGAUCGUAGGCAAGACACGAUACCGAGCCCUCUGUACAACGCAUAUUUCUUGUUUACAUCCCAAGCUGAUUUGUUCUUCAGAUUCAUCAUUUACUUAUAACAAAGCAUAAAGAAUAUUUAUGUCCUUCAUGUAAAAUGACACCAAAGGACCAACCAACCUGCAGCAUCUCGUCGCCCUGUUCCACGCUGCGGGCGCACUGCGAUGACGUCGUCGUCAAGGUAUCCACCCGUCGCGGUCGCUGUCGACGUGGUGGCCGAACAGGGUGCUGCAACACUGAAAGCAUGCAGCAUUUUCUACAGUUGCACUGCAUAUUAUGGUACGAAUAAAAGUGGCUAUGGCCAUAUUAUGGCUUAUUGGGCUAGUUUAAAAAAAUACGAGAGCUCAUUUUCUUUAACAGCUUGAGGAUCAAUAACUUACCAGGGGCAGCGGCCACC